CCAUGCCUCUCAUGGCAAUACAGUAGCGCAAGCUUGACUUGACGGGAGCCCUUCUCUUGCAGCUCGUGUGGCUUGCUUUUGCAUUUGGUUUUUAAUUGACUUCAGGUCACCCUGUGUUCUCCAGCCCGAACGUCUCGUUUCUAGCUUCGUUCUCUUCUCUUCACUUCCAUCUGGCCUGCCAUCUAAUUAUCUGUUGGACAAACGGGGCGGUGACACCCUCAAUACUCCACCUACAUACGCGAGCUUCAAAGCUUGGGCCUAGCGAGUUCCCUAAAAAAAAAAAAACACGAUUUUCCUACCGGUAGAUCGAUAGCCGCCGGCAAAAAUAACAUUAGACCAGCCCUGCUCUAGUGGCUCGCUCGACAGGUGUCAAAAACUAAUCGGCUAGCAGCCAAGACAGACCGACCCCUUGUUCCUGAACCAAUCUACCUAGUUGUUCAGACUAGGCCAACCAUCGCUGGCUCCUGUGCCACUCAGCACUCGCCGGCAAGAUGUCUAGUCAAGAAGAUCAAGAAAAGCUCACGGAGAACAAAAGUCUGUCGGGCCUGUACUCGACUCUUGUUCCAGUGCUGAUCGCAUCCGGUGCUUACCUUGCAAUCUUCCUGAUCCUCCGUAGGAGCCAGCGAAGAUGGUAUGCGCCGAGAACCUACAUCGGCAGCCUGCGACCAGGCGAACGCACUCCUGAACUACCAAAUGGCUUGUUCAACUGGUUUGGUCAGUUUUGGAAGAUACCGGACACAUAUGCUCUCCAGCACCAGGGUCUGGACGCCUAUCUCUACUUGCGAUACAUGCGGAUGUCUAUUGUCAUAACGUUCGUUGGAUGCUGCAUCACCUGGCCCAUUCUAUUUCCCGUCAACAUUACAGGUGGGGGCGGCCAGGAGCAGCUGGACAUGCUGAGCUAUGCCAACGUCAACGCUGGGAGCCAGGAGGGCAGAUACAGGUUCUUUGCACAUGCAAUCACCGCUUGGAUCUUCUACGGCUUCAUUCUCUACUUGAUCUUCCGCGAACUGGUCUUCUACAUCAACUUGCGUCAAGCGUUCCUGUUGAGCCCCUUGUAUUCGCGCCGUAUCUCGUCUCGAACCGUCCUCUUCACCUCUGUACCAGACGCUUACCUGGACGAGGCCCACCUACGACAGGUGUUUGGACCCUCUGUCCGCAACGUCUGGAUCACAUACGAAUCGAAGGAAGUCGACGAACUGGUCAAGAAGCGCGACGAGAGAGCCUACCGGCUGGAGAAGGCUGAAGUCAAGCUCAUCAAGCUUGCUGAUAAAAACCGUCGGGCUGCUCUCAAGAAAGGUGGCUCCGAUGCCGAAGCCGAUGCCUCCAAAAAUGAGGCCAAUCAACUGGAUACCGAAUCCGGCAGCAUUGCAGCUCGAUGGGUUCCUCAAGGCAAGCGACCAACGCACCGCACUGGCGCCCUGGGUUUGAUCGGCUCAAAGGUUGACUCUAUCGAUUACUGCCGCGACGAACUCCACCGUCUUAUUCCCAAAACGCACGAAGCCCAACGCCAGUACCGUUCAGGCACUUCCAAGAAGAUUCCCGGUGUCUUUGUUGAGUUCCGCAGCCAGGGUGAAGCUGAGGCUGCUUACCAGGUGGUUGCCCAUCAUCGGGGUCUUCAGAUGGCACCACGCUAUAUUGGCAUUACACCUGGCGAUGUCAUCUGGUCAUCCCUCAAGGUCUCCUGGUGGCAGCGUGUUGUUCGUCGUUAUUUGGUCCUGGCCUUUAUCGCAGCCUUGAUCAUAUUCUGGGCGUUCCCCGUCUUGGUUGUCGGCAUUAUCACCAACAUUGACAAGCUGAAGCAAGACGUUUCAUGGUUGAGCUGGUUGAACUAUAUUCCGGAUGCUAUAAUGGGCGUCAUAACUGGUCUGCUACCGUCUGUGGCUCUUGCCAUCUUGAUGUCACUUGUCCCCAUCAUCAUGAGACUUUGCGCAAAGCUUUCUGGAGAGCCAUCGCACUCCAGGUGUGAGCUCUUUACCCAAAAUGCCUAUUUCUGCUUCCAAAUCGUCCAGGUUUUCUUCGUUACUACCGUCGGUAGCGCUGGUACCGAGCUUGGUCCUCAGCUUCAGAAAAUGGCACUGGAUCCUCAACUGAUCCCGCAGACUCUCGCCGACACACUACCCAAGCCGGGCAACUUUUACAACAACUACUUCCUCGUUCAAGGUCUCACAAUCGCAGCGAGUGUUCUCUCGCAGAUUGUUGGCUUUGUAAUCUUCCAACUCAUGUAUAGGUUCUUGGCGUCGACCCCGCGUGCAUUGUAUCAGAAGUGGGCGACGCUGAGCGCGAUCUCUUGGGGUAGCACGCUUCCCGUUUACACCAUGAUCACCUGCAUCGCCAUCAUUUACGCCGUCAUUACUCCUCUAGUACUAGGCUUUGCAUGCUUGGCCAUGUGUCUGUUUUACAUCGCCUGGCGCUACAACGUUCUCUUCGUUACUGACACGAAGAUUGACACGAGAGGUCUAAUUUACCCUCGCGCCCUCAAACAACUCUUCGUUGGUGUAUAUGUUGCUGAGAUUUGCAUGAUCGGUCUGUUCGGUGCAAGCACUGCGAUUGGACCGGCGGUCUUGAUGGCUGCCCUGCUCCUCUUCACCGUUCUCUUUCAGCUCACCCUCACCAAUGCUUUGGACCCUCUCCUUUACAAUCUCCCUCAAACCCUUCUGGCUGAGGAGGAGUUACUGCUCCUUGCACCUCAAAAUGGAGCCCUCAGCGCUGGCCCAUCAGGCGCCACAGGCACUACCAUGGCUACGAAUGGCUUUGCCUCCAAUGACGCGCACAGUCCCGCUGACAUCAAGGACACUGAAGCGGCUGCUAUAGCCACCGUACCUUCUGCCAAGAAAGGCAACAUUUUGUCGCGAUUUUUUAUGCCCUGGAUGUAUGCCGACUACGCUACCCUGCGCAAGCUGGUGCCCCAGGGGACCGAGCUUGACCUUGAUCUCGAUAACCUGUACUCGGACGAGGUCAACGGCAACGCAUACUACCCUCCCGCUGUAACCAGCACACCUCCACUUCUCUGGAUCCCGCGUGAUGCCGCUGGAGUAUCGAAGCAAGAGAUUGCGCACACGGGCAAGGUAAUCCAUAUUACAGACGAGGGAUGCGAGCUUGACGAGAAUGGAAAGCUUGUUUGGGACAGGGAGUCGACGCGCCCGCCGGUUUGGGAGGAGAAGGUGCCUUACUGAUGAACGGAGCUCCAUGCCUUUUUUCUCUUUCAGGAGAGGUUGGUGGCCUUGGGAUCACUUGUGGAAACAAGGAUUUCAAAGGGGGACGAGUGAAGUUGGUGCCGCAUGUUUACAUGAAGAUAACGGCAAGGCAUAGCUGGUAUAUACAAGGAUACCCACCAGCUCGCUUGUGACAACUAUAAAUGAUAAUGACUAUGUAAUCUUUCUGUUUAUUUUGGGUUUUUGGUCGAUUUGGAGGUAAUUGUGUGGAAGGUUUGCAAGGUGUUUUUAGGUACCUUGAUAGUUACCUAGUUGGUGGAGAGUAAAAAGAAAAUAUUCUUGUUUACUUAGCUGUUAAUCAGACAUUUAGAACUCGCGUUUUCUGUUAACUCGUUUAUUUUGAGCUUUUUUUUAGCAGUACUUCCAUUACCAUAGUUGCAGACAAUAGAAAACUGAGCAUGGCUCCUGCUUCAUCUUGCAUAUGCCUCA
Pyricularia oryzae 70-15 is the source of this 3641-nucleotide messenger RNA. Its product is annotated as phosphate metabolism protein 7. Bases 492 to 3173 code for a protein of 893 amino acids. Gene Ontology annotation, cellular component: plasma membrane. The transcript is spliced from 8 exons. The record is from RefSeq and is a predicted model, not a curated record. Gene Ontology annotation, molecular function: calcium-activated cation channel activity. NCBI's taxonomy places the organism in Eukaryota, Fungi, Ascomycota, Sordariomycetes, Magnaporthales, Pyriculariaceae.